AUGUCAGUAAGAUUAGUUGCAAUUUUUGGGAUACUGGCGGUGGCGAAUGCUGUUCCAAUAUGGGUAAUUGCUCCAAAAAACGACCCCAGCUUUGGUCAAGCGCCCAAUGUGGCGUACGGCUUCGGUAGCGGCUUUAGCAGCGACGUGGCCGGAGUCAAGCACUCCACCAGCAUCGGAUCAUCCUUCUCCACCGGCGACGCGUCCGCUUACGGCGAAGGCCUCGCCAACACUGGGAAUAACUACGCAAGAGGAGUAGGCGCUGCCAACAACUACUACCAACCUACAAAUCAAUUGAGGCACUCUUUCCCCGCGUCCUCGUCACUAGCCCAAGCGUACAAUAGCCCUCAAUUCGGCUCAGCGAUUUCCAACGUUCAGAAUACACCUCCUUACCAACCCCAGUACCACGGCUACCGAGCCGCUAUCACAAACACAGUGGACAAUGGCCAGUACCAAACUGCUUUAUCUUCAGCCCAAAACGUGCAAGGUCAAGAUUACGAAUCCGCCGUUUCCGCGACCCAGCAAGGUCUGGGUUACAACUCGGCUAUUUCUAACGCUCAGUCAGUGAAUGGUGGUGGCUUGCGUUCAGCCACUGCCGCUUCUCAAGACGUGAACGGCUACAAAGCCAGUACAGCUCAUGCUGUCCAGCAAAAUGGUGCGUCUCUUCAGAACAGCGGAGCUACUACCAUCAAUGGCCCAGGCAUUCAAGCCGCGCAGUCACACGCAAUUAGUUAUUAUUAA
Messenger RNA from Amyelois transitella, 738 nucleotides. RefSeq lists its product as uncharacterized. The coding region runs from base 1 to 738 and encodes 245 amino acids. The transcript has 2 exons. The record is from RefSeq and is a predicted model, not a curated record. Lineage: Eukaryota; Metazoa; Arthropoda; Insecta; Lepidoptera; Pyralidae.